Messenger RNA from Amoebophrya sp. A120, 2766 nucleotides. The record is from the annotation of a GenBank genome assembly. NCBI's taxonomy places the organism in Eukaryota, Dinophyceae, Syndiniales, Amoebophryaceae.
CUCAGAUAGACGAGCCUCUCUUGCGAAAAUAGUGCUGCCCUGAUUUUUGAGUCAUAGUGUUGCUUUACUGGAACUGCAAUCAGAAUUUGAAGCUACGAGCAGAUGGAUCACAGUGCCAGCAUGGACCAAGCGGCGUGGCACCGCAAUCCCGUGACUACGUGGACGCUUCGUUCCCGUGUCUUGAUUCAUGUGCAGCACAAGUUCUACUACGCGUUUCUGCUGUACGUGUUGACAGUGAUUCUUCUCGGAGCAGUGCUGCUUUACGGAGCCGACCGGGUGUCUAUCCCGAUUUCCUUCUUCAAUUCUGCACAUACAGGUGAGGACCAGCACGUCGGUCAUGGCGACGCCAGCGCGACUCGCAUCCCGUUAUCUUUUCCGGACGCUCUGUUCUACUCCUUUUCCUGCGUCUCCCAGGCGGGGUUGAGCGUUACCGACUGGCCGCGCAGCCAGAGACCGCUGACCCACUUCAUAUCGCUGCUACUCAUGUUCUGCGGCUGCAUGCCACUUCUGGCUUUGAUCCCGCCAUUGCUGCGGCGGUACGAUUUUCGCAAGCAGUACCGCACGUGGAGAAAAGAACUCCGUUUGAGCGUCAUAGCCCCCCAGGAAAAGCACACGACCAACCCGCAACGGGACGACCUUUUCGGAAACGCCAACGCCGGCCUGUCCACGUACUUCAACGAGGAGUCACGGCUGGAGUACCGGGCGCUUGGAUUUCUGGUGUACGUUACGUUGGUCUAUGUGGCCCUUUGGAUUGUUGGCGGGUUUCUGGUGUUACUAUGCUGCGCCAAAGACGUGCGGCCUUCCGAGCACCACCACGACGCUCACUGGACCACCGUGCUGUAUGCCGCGGCUUCGGCCUUUCACAACAACGGCCUCACCCUGUCGGAGAACAGUUUUGUUGAUUACCCAGAACCGUUUUUGAUCGUUGCCGGCCUGAUCGUGCUCGCGGGCAACACAAUGUUUCCGGUUCUACUACGGUGGAUUCUCGUGCUCCUGGAGCGACACGCGGAACACACGAAUAAUCCGCAGGCGAAAGAAGUCUACCAGUUUCUGCUUUCGCAUCCGCGCCGCGUUUUCACGCACCUCUUUCCGAGCGUGCACACCUUGUGGCUGUUCCUCACCGUGUUUGUGCUCAACUUUCUGUGCACCUACUCCCUGUACCUGCUCGACGCCCGCUACGAUUGGUGGUCGUGCCUGUUCCAGGCGCUGGCCACCCGCACCGCCGGAUUCUCCUGCGUUCCCCUGUUUGACCUCUCUAUGGCGACGAACUUCCUGCUCUGCGUGUGCAUGUACAUUGCCGCCAGUCCGACCAUCGUGGUCAUGCGAGGCACGCGAACGCGCACCCAGACUGAGGAGUUGGCGAAACGGCAUAAGGUGGAGCUGCAUCGCCAGUUUGUCCAGCAGCUGGCCUCGUGCGCGCCCAGUACGAACGGUGAGGUGUAUUACAACUCCUCACCCGCCUCCUCGUUCCAGCCCCGGGUUCUUUUUUCUCCAGAACUGGUGCACGCACAGCAGAAUCAGAAGAACGGCGAUAACGCAGAAGCAAACCCAAAUUCCUCCUCGACCUCUAGGUCACCCGCCGCAGCGCCGCUCCUUGAUGCAGCGACGACUUCGGGUAGCGAUGAGGCGACACUGACGCAAACUGGUAGUAUCGCCGCAACAUCCGCAACCACGUCCCUCCCCAGGACCUCGCGCAAGUUCCCGGUCGCGCUACCACCGUUCGGAAAGCAAGCCAUCACUGCGGAGAGCUCGCCUGGCAUACUUCCUGCAACGAGCCGGCAGUUUCUUCGCGCGGACGGUGUGACGCCAACUGACGAGACGGCGACCGGUUUGCCAAGCGAUAGACCUUCACUAGCGACGACAUCCGCGUCAACAGUGGCACAAACAGCAGCGUCGACAUCUGCCUCUGAUGAACGGAGCUCCACCACCGAUUCAACACCAGAAGUCGAUCAAAGCCACUGCUUUUCCCGUGCAGCAGGUGCGGCUCAAGUUCUUUUAGAAGACAGCCGUCACCUCUUCUUGCCUGGUGCAUCGAAUCGAAGUACGGGCUUCGAGAAUGAUCUGCAACAAGAGAAUUUUGGGGCGCAAGAACUCAUAAAUGACGAUUGCGUGGACAUCACCGGCAACAAUGGCGAGGACACCGAUUUGGUGGACCAAAAUAGCCUCCGCUCUCAGGCGAGGCAUUACCUCGGCAAGGACGUCGCAGCGCUAGUGAUCCUCACGUUCUGCAUUCUCGUGGCCGAGCGUGACCGAUUUCGCAUUCAUCCGGGUGGUGGAAUGCUCGACGGUGGUGACCAAAGCGCCUUCGGCGUGAAGAAUGGAGUCAACGGCAGUGAAGAUUUCCAUGACACCUACGAGCACAAUAUGUUUUUCAAGGUUCUGUACGAGAUCGUCUCCGCCUAUGGCACUGUCGGGCUGUCCCUAGGCGGCGGCAGUCCGGAAAACUUGGCCCGGGGUUGUAGCUUCGCGGGCUCGUGGACCGUUGAGGGCAAGAUGUUGCUGUGCCUAGUCAUGUUGCUCGGGAAGAUGCGUGGUCUGCCGGAAAGCAUCGACCCCUCCGUGGGGGCCAGGAUGGUACCGCGACUUCGCAGUGCUACAGAGGGGGUCGAUCCUGCGAGUCAAGCCGCGAGCAAUGUUGCGAGCGAAGCACUGCUUGGCGGCCCAGAAGUGGUUGAAAAUAUGACAGUUUUUGCUGAUGGCUCGGUGGAAAGUGAAAACUUGGACCGGCGCAAAUCGAAAAUGGCGGAUACGCGAGAUACGCCAUGA